Messenger RNA from Planococcus citri (citrus mealybug), 4053 nucleotides. Its product is annotated as hippocampus abundant transcript 1 protein. The transcript is spliced from 12 exons. Gene Ontology annotation, cellular component: membrane. Bases 306 to 1775 code for a protein of 489 amino acids. Gene Ontology annotation, biological process: transmembrane transport. The record is from RefSeq and is a predicted model, not a curated record. Gene Ontology annotation, molecular function: transmembrane transporter activity. Lineage: Eukaryota; Metazoa; Arthropoda; Insecta; Hemiptera; Pseudococcidae.
UUUUUUCCAAGAAGAAAAUUUUGCAGCUGAGAUUUUGCAACAAAUUUUAAUCAACUUUGUCUCAAAAAAGUUAAUUAAUUAUUGAUGUAAGCUCAAAGCUCUUCGUUUUUAAUUGUAGCUUCGGUUGACUCUGGCACUGUCGGUGUUGUAUCGUUUGAAAUGUUUUGAGCUAAGCUAUGGUUGUUACUAAUGUAGAUGUGUUCAAAUUUCAAAUUGAUUUAUAUCGUAUCGUGACGUAUAUAACAGUCAUCAUCCACUAACGUUGUAUCGUUUGGUUGUGAAGUGCUUUCGCAGAGUAUGAUAUAAUGACGAAGAAAGUAAAGAAAGUCGCUAGUUUGAUAAUCAAAAACAGAAAAGCCGUUAUCAAUGACAAUGUCAUCACUUCGGCUGGAAUCGGAAGACCGUCUGUUUUUCACGCGUUGGUUGUAAUAUUUUUGGAAUUCUUCGCUUGGGGAUUGAUGAUGAUGCCGGUCAUGUCUAAUUUGUUACGUUUAUUUCCGGGACAUAUGUUUUUAAUGAAUGGAAUAAUAAUGGGAAUCAAGGGACUUUUAUCGUUUCUUAGCGCUCCGUUGAUUGGCGCACUAUCGGACGUAUGGGGUAGAAAGUUCUUUCUUCUGAUAACGGUGUUUUUCACUUGCCUACCUAUACCGUUAUUAGCCGUGAAUGCUUGGUGGUUUUUCGCAUUAACUAGUAUUUCCGGAGUGUUCGCCGUUACGUUUUCGGUGGUAUUUGCGUAUGUGGCUGAUGUUACCAAAGAGCAAGAUCGAAGCGCCGCUUACGGAGUUGUUUCCGCCACAUUUGCUGCUAGUUUCGUCAUCAGUCCGGCAUUGGGUGCUUAUUUAUUGGAAAGAUAUUCCGAGAAUUUUGUGGUCGCUCUAGCCACAGCGGUGGCUGUAUUCGAUGUGUUGUUCAUUUUAGUAGCGGUGCCGGAAAGUUACCCAGAAAAAAUGUCCAAUAGUUAUUAUAAAACUCAGUUUUCUUGGGAACAAGCCGAUCCUUUUGCGUUAUUGAAGAAAGUUGGUAUCGACCAAACCGUGUUGCUGAUAUGUAUUACUGUGGUAUUUUCUUUCAUUCCCGAAGCAGGAGUGUAUUCGUGCAUUUUGGUGUACAUUAGAUACGUUAUAGGAUUCAGUAUGAGUAACGUUGUAAUCUAUAUCGCCACUGUCGGAGUUUUAUCGGUCAUUUUUCAAAGUUCAAUCGGUAUCUUGAUGAGAAUCAUGGGACCAAAACGUACAGUUCUGCUGGGACUGUUUUGCGAAGCGAUGCAUUUAUUAUGGUUUAGUUUCGCCACAUUCGAUUGGAUGGUAUGGAUAGCUGGUUUUUUGGCGUCCUUCUCUUCAAUUACAUAUCCUGCCAUAAGCGCGUACGUUUCGGUUCACUCUGACGGCGAUAAACAAGGUUUGAUUCAAGGUAUCGUUAUGGGCGUGCGUAGCUUAUGCAAUGGGAUCGGUCCAGCCCUGUUCGGUAUUUUCUUUUUCCUCUUCGAUGUAGAUCUCAGUUACAACGAAACAUUGUUACCUUCUGAUAAAGACCUUUUGACUAGUAAUAAAACAUCGCGUAUUCAUCACGAUUUAAAUUCUACGAUAAUCAGAGGUCCACCUUUUCUGUUUGGUUCGUUUUUAACGUUAUGCGCUUUAGUCUUGGCGUCGUUCAUACCGGAAAAUAACGUCAAAUUCGCCACGACCAGUACUUCAACUAUGAAUUUAACGUUCGAUUCCAGCCAAGAAACGCGUAACAAGAAGAACGAUACGUCUUCUAGUCCUGUACUUCUCUAGUCAUUUUUAGUGUUCGUCUGUUGUCUAGAAUGCGACUAAUCGGAAUACGAAGUAAGCUUCUCGAAGCAUAUUUUUGUUUCUCGUUUUCAGGUUUUAUUCCUCGCGAAUUUCUUCGUCCUUCAAUUUCAUAAUUAUUACGUUCGUCGUUAUAUUACCAUUUAUUUUUGAAGCGCCUUUUUUUUUAUUCAUUCGGGUUGGUUAUCAAAAACGAGACUCGACAACUUUUUCAAAGUGCCAGUUCCCCAAAUCGACUCGGAAUUAGUACUGUAAAAAUGAAAUAAUCGUUUUAUUGUACAAUGCCUUGUGGAUCGCUACCUAUUUUUAUAAUUUGUGAUAUUCUAUUGAUUUACCUAAGAGCUGCUAAAUUACUGAUUUUUUUUUUUUCAAAAGUGAAGAGGAAUGAUGCGUUUAAGCAUUUAACUCGCAAGUACAUAUAUCGAUUCGCUGUUGUUAAUUUUAACGAGUGCCCUAACUCUGACUCAAAAAUCUUCGUGUGUAAAGUGAACGUUGGAAAAAUCUAGUCAUAGGAUUUGUAACUUCACGCAUUUGUCUAUUUUUGAGAUGGUUAACCUAAGCUAGAAAAAGUUACUAUAGUUAGACGGAUAGAAAUGUCGCUCUCUCUAUAGAUAUUUAAAUCUGAAUCUUUUUUUCCAUUAUCAACGUGAAAAGCUAUUUCAAAAAGGGUCAGAACGUCAGAAGUGGGAUCUUGACCCAGAAUGCAGGAAAAGACCUCUGAUGAAAUUUAAUGUGCCAUGUGCACAACUGACAAAUUACAUAGUUCACUAAAAAUAUAAAUAACUCACUGUUGGUGUUGACUGUUGACUGCUGGUCUUCAGUAUCAACUCUUUCUCCAUUAGAUGCAUUAUCUGGCAUCAUUUUAGUUUUGAUAAAGAAAUGAAAUAAGAGUAAAGCUAGUGCACAACUUCACAACUUGACAACAAACUAUGAAAGGCGAAAGACAAAUGGCAGUGGGCUCGAGGAGAAAUGGUUGUUUAUUUGUAGGAGGUUGACUCAUUCCCAAAGAUGAGUUUUGGUUGCCAUUUUAUGUUUGGCCAAACCCUUCCAAAGAGGUCACUAACAUUUCUGAAAUUACCUACCAAAGAACUGGUUAUGAAGUGGAGAAAUUACGGGCGAUUAUCUUGUAAUUUACUACCUCUGGAUUUUGCUAUUUUCAAGUGGAGCAUCAGUGUUAUGGUAGACCAUCUCAUUUAAGAAAGAAUCAGAAAAGGAAUGUCGAGACGUAGUUGAAUGAUGCAUGUUCUUGUUCUUUUAUUCAUUCAAUUUCUCACAGGGACCUUUAUUUUAUUAAAAAUCAAAUUUUACUGAGGAUCUGUAAUAUAAGUUUUCGACGUUUAGUUAAUUAAGGUUUAGAUUUUUAUAGCUUUUCCAAGUUACAUUUUUUUUCCACCAACUUCACAUGUGUAUAAAAUGGAUGUCUGUCUUGCUUCAUUUAAUCAUUUAUUUUUCGUUUUUUUUUUUAGUUGAACAAUUUGACUUUUUAAAAAAAAUCUAUCAAUGUAUUACCAUUUUUUUCACCUUGAGAUUUUUUACUUCAGAAAAUAUUGUGCUCAUUUGAAAAAUUUUAGGAUUUUUUUUUGCGUACAAAAGUAAAAACUGGAAAGUGGGGAUAAUUUUUUUUAAAAAGAGAAAAUAAAUUAAAAGGUUCCCCCAAACAAGGAGUCUUUUUUCUGGUAGCAUUGUUGUGAAUGAGGAGAUGUGAUUGACAAUUUUUUUUUUGAAAAGCUGACUCUUUCAUGAGGUGAAUUUGAACAGCAAAAAUUGUGCGUUGAAUACUUCAAAUUCAAUUUACAGUUCUAAGGAAAAAAGAUCUCCUAACCCUGAGGCGUUUUCUUUGAGGGAACCUCCGAGUUAAUUGCUGUUUGUUGUUGUUGUUGUUUUUUUGUUUUUUAAUCUAAUCAUGUUCACGAUGUAAUGUAAGUAAUUUUAAUUUUAUAUCAUUGUAGUCAUACAUACGGUAUGUACGUAAACUAGGUAUGCUAUGUAUGUAUAAUGUUUGUAAUUAUGUGUACUUCUUCAAUAUCUGUGAUGUUUUAUUUCAUUAUCGUUAAAAGAUUGUUGUGUUUUUGUGUUGAUAUUUUUUAUAUCCUAAGUUGUUUGUAUUUAUCAUUUAAAAUACCUAUAAUGUUUAUUGCAUCGUGCAUCUAAAAACUUCAAUUUGCAUCUUCUUAUUUUUUAAAGCAAGAAUUGCUCGUUGAUUCUUUCAUUGCAGUUUGUUUGUUUUUUUUUCUAUUAAACUAAUUAAAUGUAUUGCGACGGU